Funneliformis mosseae is the source of this 140-nucleotide messenger RNA. The record is from the annotation of a GenBank genome assembly. NCBI's taxonomy places the organism in Eukaryota, Fungi, Glomeromycota, Glomeromycetes, Glomerales, Glomeraceae.
UCAUCCGCUUUCCAGAAAAAUAUUUCACUAGUAUAAUAAAUAUGUUUUCGAUUGCUAUGUCAAAGCCUUCACCUCCAAACUUAAAUGAUUAUGUAGACACCUCGCAGGAGGUAAUAAAUGCAGGAUAUUCAACUUACUGA